Anopheles coustani is the source of this 920-nucleotide messenger RNA. RefSeq lists its product as uncharacterized. Lineage: Eukaryota; Metazoa; Arthropoda; Insecta; Diptera; Culicidae. The transcript is spliced from 3 exons. The record is from RefSeq and is a predicted model, not a curated record. Bases 246 to 746 code for a protein of 166 amino acids.
AAGUGUCACUCUCUCUUCCACCCGCGUUCGCGAGCUUCAGAUUCCCGCCUGUUGUGUAGCGAGCUUCUCUUCCACGAAGGGACUAUUCGUUGCAAUACAUGGUAUUAUAGUUUAAAUCUUGUUUCGUAAUUCUGUUCAGUUCCCCUGUGCUCAGUUGAAAGUGUAACUUAAACAUUUCACAUAAAUCCUAUGUGAUGCAAUGCUACUGUUGGUGCUGAGGUGAAAAGAGAGACGAACGGAAAAGUAUGUACAUCAAAUCCGGACACCGGUUUCUAAGUGACAAAGGACAGAUAAUAUUCCCUGGGCCGCCGACACGAUCCCCUGCGUUGUACUAUCAGCAAAGCACAACGACAACCAUCACUACAAGCACCACAACAACUAUGGCAUCGAAUCCGGAAUUAGGCGUUACGGAUGAGAAUGGCAACUAUAUCGUGCCCGAUAUGUGGCAGAGCAAAUCCAGUUCCGGUAUGGAUAUGCUGUCGGACAAAAUACAGAUGUUCUACAUCUACAUUACGGUGACAAUUACGUCGGUUUUCAUAUUAGUCAUCCUCGCGAUCUUCGGUUAUAUGUGCUACAAGAGGAAAGGGUUCCAGAACAUCGAAGGUCCACAGGAAGCGAUUGAAACCACGCGUCGGAGAAGCAGCAGCACACAACGAUCUACUCGUCGGUACUCGCGUAACAUAUCGAAGGAACGGGAGGCGGCAGCGGCCACGGAAGACAAUCCUGGACAAACGUUGCUGCGGUAAACCGACGGAUUUGUGGCUCGAAGGUGGAACGAUUUUCUGAUGCCACUCUUUACAAAUCAUCGCUUUUGGAAACGGUUUCUGAAUAUUUUUUCGAUCUAAGACUUGUUAUUGUAAAUUCGAAAAGAACAUUUGUAUACUAAUGUGUAAAAUGAUAAAUAAAGACUAUACUCGAUU